UCUUCUCAUCAUGCAAAAAGAAAUAAGAGAUCAUUAGUGUGGAAUCACUUUGUAAUAGAAAAAGCUGAUAACGAUGAAGAAAGGGCUUAUUGUAAAAAAUGUCCAAAGAGUUAUUUGUGGCAGCCUACUAGUGGAACAUCUAAUUUGAAACGACAUUAUGAUAAAUGCUCACUAAAUGUGGAUGUAGAAAGAAAGAGGGUGAAGUUUGAUGAUAAAAUUGCUAGGGAGAAGUUUAGUAGGGUGGUUAUAAGACAUAAUCUACCUUGUGGUUGAAUAUGAGGAGCUUAGGGAUUAUCAUAGUAAUUUAAACCCUAUGAGGAACUACUUCCUUUCAUUCUUUUUGCACUCCAAGUGUUUGUCUUUUUGCCUAAGUCACGAGUACGGAGCUUUGUACUGAUCGUGGUGAGUUUGUUCUCUGUCACUUUUGUCAUCCCUUUUGAUUGUUACGACUUUGUUAAAUUGAGAGUUUCAACUGAUUGGGUAUUUUGCUCUUUCUCUGUAAGUAACCAUCUUUUUAGAACAUUGGGCUUUUGUUGACAUGGUUUAAAGCAAUUCCUCUGUUUGCCUUAGAAUUCUGAUCCGAAGCAAAAGGCAGUUUGUGAUUGGAGAAGGAAGCGGAGGUAAGAGCAGAGCUGCUGCGGAGCGGAGUAUGGAAGAAGCCCAUUCAGUGAAUAGUCCGAGACGAGUAUUAAGCUUCUCGAAGAGAAAGAAGCAAAAGCCCGGUUUCAGGGAUUCAGACAGCAGAAGGUCAUCUCCGUUCAAAGCAUCACAAGUUCAUCAUGGACCCAAACCCUCAGAGGUGUAUGGUUUUGUAGGUUCCAUUUCGACUGUUGUUGCCACUGUCAUCUUCUUGAUAUGGGCUUACGUACCAGAUAAACUCUUGGAGUCUUUAGGUAUCCAUUACUACCCAAGCAGGUACUGGGUACUGGCUAUGCCAACGUAUUUGAUGGUGACUUUGAUGCUAUCUUUGGCGUUUUACAUUGGUCUCAACUUCAUCGCUACUCCACCUCCAACCUCUCUCAAUACCUUGUUUGAUGAGUACAGUAGAGAACCUGGAGAACUCGAUCCUGGGAUGGAAGAAGGUGAAGACAGGCCUAUAGAUCCAAUUUCUGACAUUGAUAUUUCAAGAAUCAAUGAUGUUAUGUUCAAAGGCAACUCCUAAUCCUUAGAAUUCUGGGAUUUUCUUAAUUAAAAAUGAAAAACUUCCGUUUUUGGGAUCAGUUCUUUGUCUAAGAGUCAAAGACAACAUCUUACCUGCGUUUCGUUUUCAAGCAGAUUCUGGAGAGGUGUCGAGUGUCAAGUUUUUCCGUCAACUACAUACUACACUACCAGUAGAAAGAUUUUUUGUUUCAUAAUAUAAAAUGUUUUCAAGUUUU
Molecule: messenger RNA, 1376 nt
Organism: Camelina sativa (false flax)
Lineage: Eukaryota; Viridiplantae; Streptophyta; Magnoliopsida; Brassicales; Brassicaceae
Product: phosphatidylinositol N-acetylglucosaminyltransferase subunit P
Source: RefSeq, a predicted model, not a curated record